Molecule: messenger RNA, 5675 nt
Organism: Columba livia (rock pigeon)
Lineage: Eukaryota; Metazoa; Chordata; Aves; Columbiformes; Columbidae
Exons: 5
Coding region: 411-1433 (340 amino acids)
Source: RefSeq, a predicted model, not a curated record
UCCAACCUCGUCACUCGCAGCUCCAAGGCCGCUGCAGGGCUGGAGAAGCUUUUCCUUGGUGUACAAGAGAAGCAGAGAUGGAUUCAGCUCUGAAAACUCUCCAGAGCAGGAAAGCCCCAAGCAAGGUCAGGACCCCUGCUCAGCCCACCACCGUUUGGCCAAGCGAGCUGUUGGGGAAGCACGAAGCUGAGUUGCAAGACAAAGAACAAAAGUCCCAGGGGAACGUCACCAGUGUAGUCAUCUCCACACAUGCAAAGGUCCCUUCGGGCUCUUUUUUUUUGUUUUCCCCUUUGAAAUUUCAAAUUCCAGUUUGUGGACAAAGUCCUGCCUAUCUGAGAAUAUAGAUCUCCGACCACUGACCAAACUCCACUCCAAGCAGUCCUGAGGGCUGCUCUUCCCCUUGCCCACGGAUGCCUCUGCUCAGUCCCCGGGUCUGCCAGGAUCUCACCACAACUUUUGCACCUGAGCAAAGCGCUCGUACUCGUACAAAGUGGAUUUUGCGCGUUUCAACCUUAACGUCAGCAGCUCCCUUUCUGCAUGCGGAAUGGGAAGGACCAUCGGGAAGAACCAGGGAUCUCAGGAAACCACGUCUGGACCUGGAGAGAAUGUGUUUAGCAAGUGGAUGUGAUCCCUUUGGAAAUGAAGUAAUCUUGCAGCUUCCCAGGAAAAAGAUCCCUACUGAGCUCGCAGUCUGGCAGGAGCGAGCAAAGUGCCUGAAUAGUCUGUCUUGUCCCCUGCGCUCUCAAUUGCCAGUGCACAGCAAGUGCCAGGGGAGUAAAGUGGAAGCAGAACAGUCCUCAGGAGCUCCACAUCCACAGCAGCUUUGCAGCCCUGCAGCCCCCGGCCACCACAGCACUCUCCUGCGCAACACAACCCUCCCAUCCACUGCCGCAGAAAAAAAACCACCGCAGAAAGCAAGGUGCCAAGCAAUGAAUCGAAUGCUUGGAGGUCAUUGCAAUGUGGCCUGGUGCUGCCCGGCCGUGGCCCUGACCAUGCCAGGAGCAAGCGUCGCCUCGUCAGCCUUCACACCCAGAGGGACCAGCUCAGAGCCAAGCUCAUCUGAAACACCCAUUUUCCUGCACUUCCCUUCCUCCUCGGAUGACUUUUCUCCCACCGAGACCACCUCUCCUUUUACUGUGCCAAGGAGGAGACAGCUUGUUCCUGCCCUCCAAAGAUGCUGGAACACAAGUGCCACCUCAAAGGCUGAAGCUUGGACACAAGCCAUUGCUGGGAGUAAUUGCUUCUGGGACGCAGUUGAGCUCAGAGGCCCCAGUGGGAAUGUGGUGCCUCUGCCCAGUGUGGGCGAGCGGAGCCGUCAGCCCUGUGUUCACAAUACAGCCACUACCUUGAAAUUUGCCUUCUGUGAACAUUCUGCAACAUUUGCUGUUUCCACAAACAUUUCUGCCAGAAGCCUUGUUUGUUUGAAUAUUUGAGGAAAGCAAACAGAGAAGGAGCCUGAACACAAACAGUUGUGGAUGUUUUUUUGCAGUCUUUGCCCUGUUUUAGCACUGAGUCCUCUGACAGAGACGCAGGUGUCCCCCUGCCCAACGUACCCCUUGGCUCUGCUCCGUCCGCCCUGCCAACCCUGCACCCUCUGCGGUUAUUGCUGUAUGUAAAAGCAAAUUGCCCAGACCUCACUGUCUGCAGGACCACCAUCACUCACCACCCCUUUGCACUCACUUUAAGUCAACAUCAUUUCUAAUGACACGUAAAAAAUGUCAGCAGAAUCCUAGCAGAGCAUAUCUGACUCGCAGAGCGACACCUGCCCUGUGGAGCUCAAAACAGCUGCCAGCCCUGCGCCACCCGCCUCCCAGCGCUGGAGCUCAUUGCCCGCUGAUAGCCGCCCUCUCUGCUCACUCCCCCUUAUAAAAAUACCAUCGCGUUUUCAAGUGAAGCCGAGGACCAGGGUGUGCUGCUGGCCUGAUAAGCGGCCGGGGUGAGGCAGCUGCCCCAGUGCGGGUGAAGUCGCAACCCCACUGGUGAUCGCAGCCGCCCCACGACACUGAGCAUCAUCCCUGCAGACCCCACGAUGACAGGAACAUUGCCAGCUCUUCCCUGGGGAAACUUCCACCAAGUGGCAGCAAACAGCACUCAGGAUGGGGCCAGGGUGGCUAAAGCAGCGAUUGUCCCUUUUGCAUCCCAUCUAAAUCCCAGCACUUAUUGCUGGGUGCAGCAAGACCCUGCUCAGCUGUUUCUUGCCCUGGGAAGUGCUGACCCUGCCAGCACCAGGGUUACAGCUGCCCCAGGAGCCAAUGGUGACAGCAGGAGUGGGGACAGGGAAGGGGGCUGUGCCAGGUGUCCUAACACCCACCAGUCCCUGAUGGCCUCUGGGCCGUGGACACAGAGUACAAGGAGUAAACAGAUAAAUUAAAUAGCAGCAUGAAAAAUCAAAGGAGAAAAGCCCAGUUCGGGUCAUAUCUGUUGGAAAGCCAUAAAAAAUCAGAUGCGUUUGGCAAUGAAAAACUAUCGCUUCAGAGUGAAAAGAAAAAAAAUACUCAGAAAUUUUGCCUCCUCCUGUCUUUUUCGGCUGAAACUAUUCACCACAUCUGACCAAAAUGCCUGAGCAGCUCUGACGUCUCACAUUUUUCAGUGAAUUUCCAAAGCUGCUUUACGGAGCUGGCCCUGGUCAUGCGGUGGUGCCAUAACCAUUGCCCACAGGAUCCCCGGCUGCGGGAGCAGCUUCUGAAGUACAAAGAGCCUGUGCCAGAAUGGAGGGCAAUUGCCCGGAUUGUGCCCAACUCUCAUCAGGAGUUUAAAUCGGAGCCAGGAGCUUAUUGCCUCCUCUCUGCCCAGGAGGCAACCGUCCCUUUGUCCCGUCUCCAUCCCGCACCCUCUCACACACCCAUUUGCAGCCUCCCUGGGGGUUUUAGCACCCACAUGCUCAGAGGAGCCAUUUCCAGCUCACAGCCCAUCCUCGGCAGGUGCGGGUUGGGAUGCUGAGUGUGUCCCCAGCCCCGCAGCUCUCAGGGAGCUGUGGCAUCGCUCCCUUCUCCCCCAGACACCUAUGCAGGGUGCUGGGGACAAGAAACCUUUGGCACCACACGGCAAACUGGAUAUUGGGAAACCUUCCUUCAUGGAAAGGGCUGUCGGGCAUUGGAACAGGCUGCCCAGGGCAGUGCUGGAGUCACCAUCCCUGGAGCUGUUUAAAAGAUGCAUAGAUGAGGUUCUUGGGGACAUGGUUUAGAAGUGGAGUUGGCAGUGUUAGUUUAACGGUUGAAGCUGAUGAUCUUUAAGGUCUUUUCCAACCUAAACGCUUCUAUGAUUCUUUGAAAGCUAGGCACUGCCCAGUCUCCCACCCCGCCAGCCCUUCCUCGCCUCUAUUUGGAUAACUUUUUCACCCAUUUUAUUUAUGAGGACUCCCCUCCUUCUGCCAACACUCUGAGCUUCCUCUUGCUUUGGUCUGGGAGGCCCAUCUCACUUUCUUCUUAUUAUUUUUCUCUCUCCCCCUUACAAGGCCCCAGGCUGGGCAGCCCAGCCCCACGACAGCCUGAUGGAGCUUUGUUUGGCCGCGGGAGCAGAUGGGGAGAGCAGCCGCAGGUGGGACGGGCAGUGAUUCUUCCCCAGCCGCCCCGUGCUGCCCAGCUCUGCCCAUGCCUGCCCCAGCUCGGGCCACGACUCGGUCACUGACCAUCGGGCUGAAAAAAUUAGGAGAAAAUCAGGAUUUUAAAAAAAAUUUGGGAGAAAAUUAGCAACAGAAAGAUUUGCCUGCCUGUGUUGAAGGUCACCGAUGUACCAGGGCUGGCAAGCAGCUGCUUGUAUUACAGCCGGCUGCAAGUGAGCAGAAGAACUUAAUUGUAAGUGAUUAAAGAGGUUGGUCAGCUCCUUGGGUUGCACCUGUCAGGUGAAGCCUGUUGCUUGCUGCAGAAAUGAGGCUGGCUUUGCAUCCCUGGGCAAAGCAGAACACAGGCACCCUGGAUUCGGGGGCACCCAGACCAAACCACCCUACACUGCCGUGUCUCGCAGGCGGAUGGGAACAUCACUUGAGUCCCGUUCUCCUGCAAAUGAGGCACAAGCCAGUUCCUGUGAGCUGGGCGGGUCAGGAACCAGCAGCAGGGGAGGAGGAGUGUCCUGUCCUGCAGGUGACACAUGGGGCUUCAGCCUGGAGGAUGCUCAGCACCUGUGGCUGCUGGACCAGCCCACAGAGGAGCCUUUGCUCCAGGAUCCAACCCUCAUACAUCUCAGAGGUAUUGAGCCCUUGUUGUACCCGCUCACAAGCAGCCUUCGUCAUGUGGCUCCUUGUAUGUUGUCAGAGCAGCACCAGCUGGACGCAAAACCACAACCUGCACUGAACAGAUGAAAAACUCAGCAUUCGUGUGAGUCCCAGUGAUGCUUUGCACAUCCUAUAUAGUUCCUAUAUGUUUCAUUGCAAUAAGCCAAUUGACCCACGAAAACGCUGAUUAUCCCCGCAUCUGGCUGCGGCUCGCCAUGGGGCCACAUAAGCCAAAACUAAAGGGAUCUGGAGAGUUGUGAAAUGCUGGGAGCUGGGGCAUGGAAACACAGAGUCUCUCUCCAGCAGGGUGGCCAGCACGGGGGAGGAUGUGGCACCCAUAGGAGGCUGCAGACCUGGAGCAAGAGAAGCCACCACCCAGAACGGGGCCAUGAUCAAAGCAUGAGAUGGUGGCCUGGGAGCUCCCCAAGCCCUCUGGGGACCUGGCUGCAGCACAGGCAGCAGCUGGAGUGCGCGCUGAUGGCGAUGGGAGUGUUCAUGAGUAAGGAGUGGUAACGGAGAAGAGGAACAGGAUGUGAAAAUUACAGUGAGGAGAGGACAAGGUAGAAUGAUGGAGAGCCAAGAGUUAUGAUGGAGAGCCAUGGGGAAGUGAUAGAUAGCCAAGGGAUGUGAUAGAGAGCCACAGGGUGUGAUGAAGAGCCAAGGGAAAUGAUGAAGAGCCACAAGGAAGUGAUGGACAGACACGGAGUGUGAUGGAGAGCCAUGGAGUGUGAUGGAGAGCCAUGGAGAAGGGAUGGAGAACCUUGUUACUGUCAGACUUUGUCUGCUGGGGCUUCACUCCGUGCCCUGGCCAUGCCCAGGAAACUGGGGUUCCCAAAUCACACAGGACCAAAACAGCCCCAGCCCCUCGCCUUGCAGGAAAGCUGCAGCACAGGCACACUUGGUUGGACCUGUCCUGAGGAUAACAGGGGGAUGAUGAUAGCCCAGGGAUGGACACCCGUUCCCCCAUGUGCAUUUGGUGCCAUUGGCAUCUGGCAGAGCCAAGGUGAGCAGCAGCACAGGGCUGCCUAUGGCUGGUACUGGCCAGGGAGCACAGCACAGGCCUCGUGGGCAUCUCCCUGCGCUGGGGCACCCUGAGCAGCAGCAUAUGCCUGAUGCUCUGUGCCACAGAGCCUGGAGGCUGCGCUUUGUCCAGGCACCGCACUCCCUGCUGCCAAACCUGCCCAGCAGCAACACCAGCCCAGCCUCGGCCAGAGCAGCAGCGCGGGCAGGCGCCCGCUGUGCCCGCUCCCGCAGCCUUUGCGCUGGGGCAGCGUGUCACCUCCUUCCUAAACUGCUGCCACUCCUGCUGCAAAGCCUGCAGCAGCCCCUCUGCCAGCGGGACGGACGGCUCUGCUCCCUCAGGCACGUGCUUCCUUCUUCAAGCUGAGCAGAGUGAAAGGGAAAAAAUGCAUAUAUAUGUAUAUAUUCUAUAAAAGGUAAUUGGGAACCCUUUUUCUGCCUCCAU